This is a messenger RNA of Trichomonas vaginalis G3, 432 nucleotides long. RefSeq lists its product as uncharacterized. The transcript has a single exon. The annotation marks the transcript as partial. Lineage: Eukaryota; Parabasalia; Trichomonadida; Trichomonadidae. The record is from RefSeq and is a predicted model, not a curated record.
AUGACGACUAACUAUUUAGUGCCAAACACCAAACCGAUUAAUGGAAAUGUGUUUCAUUCAUUCGAAAAGAUAAAUGAAAUAUUCGCAAAGAAUGACGGUAGAAGAUAUUAUAGAGAACUUGAAAGUUCAUGCUAUGACUCUGAUGCUCCAUAUUUUGAUGAUAAACAAACUCAUUUAAGAAUUACAAAUCCGGCUCAUGAUGUGAACCAAUUAGGUGACACAUAUAUUAAACGCAAAGUUAAAGCAACUCUAGUUUCAAAUAAAGCUUUCACAUGUGAUGCCGCUUUUAAAUGCAUGCGUUUAUUCGUUGGUUACAAAUCAUCAAAUCAAAGCUUUAAACAAUUAGAAGUAGAAACCGAAAGAGGUGAUGCCGGUUAUCUUCAGAUGGAUUGCGCCCGUGAAUCUUUCGCAUUUGCAACAUAUAAACCAAAA